Messenger RNA from Saccoglossus kowalevskii, 1671 nucleotides. RefSeq names its product F-box only protein 15-like. Gene Ontology annotation, cellular component: SCF ubiquitin ligase complex. Gene Ontology annotation, molecular function: protein binding. NCBI's taxonomy places the organism in Eukaryota, Metazoa, Hemichordata, Enteropneusta, Harrimaniidae. The record is from RefSeq and is a predicted model, not a curated record.
AAAACAAAAUAGCCGACGUGAAUUUUUGCGUGUAAUAGGUAACAAAUGUUUUAUGAAAAAUUAGCAGAACUAUGAGAUUCAGUAAUACAGCGUGAGAGAUAGUCUGAAGUCGUCCGUCAAACGGACUGUGUAUGGGACCUUCGACACUUGUAUUGGUUUUUUGCUAAUAUGGCAUCUCCGAGUUCAAGUUCAAGACAUACACAGCACCUGAAAUCCUAUUUACAGUCACAUAAAAGUGCAUCAAAAAAUAUCAGUUAUAAUGACAAAAAGCUUUUAACGUCUCCAUCAAAAGGAGUGAAUAGGUCAUUAGUAGAAAAGUCCCCAUCUACUAAACCAAGUGGUGGUGCUGGGUUGUCUACGAAACCCAAAACAUACAACGCAUCAUCGCCUGUACGUGUUAUACGAAAAUUGCCAGUGACAGCAAGUCAUUUCAGACGCAAAGUAAAUAUAGAAAGUCUACCAAGUGAGAUUAUUUUGAAGAUCUUUACUUACCUUGGACCAAAUGAUUUAUUGAUAUGUGCCAGUGUUUGUAAGCAGUGGUUGAAAUUAGCCAAUGAUAACUCACUAUGGAGAAAGUUAUAUGAAGCUUACAUUGUCACUGGCAAAAAGAAGAAAACAGAAACACAGAGUGUUACAAAAGCUAGCGGUGGUGGUGAUCAUCAUAUCAUACAGUGGAAAAGAGAUUGUAUUAGAAAAUGUGUCAACAUUCGUAAUGGUAGAAUCCAGGCAUUGUUGAAGAAACUGAGUCCCUAUACUGGUCUACCAGUAAAUACACAACAAGCAUUAGAAAAGCUUGGUAUUAAAUGGCAGCUAGUGGUGACAGAUACAAGUGGUAGUGAACAUGUUAUAGCACACAAUGACAGGUUUUGUUUUCCACUCUCUACCACUGUAAGAUGGUACAGUCUUGAAUCGCUGCCGCUCAAGAGAAUUAAAAGACUGUCUAUUUAUGGACUAGCUCCCGUGUUUUAUGGUAACAAUGGAAAUGCUUUAACAAACAGUCCUUGCCAAAGAUCUCUUUUAUUACAUCAACCAAUUAACAGUUCCUCCCAGAAUGCACCUGAUGGUCAAGAUGGAACUGUGAACAUUUACAUUUUAACUUAUGGUCUGAUGCUUGCUACAUGGCAGGAUGGUGGUGAAUUGGCGUUUGUUUCGCUGUCCAUUGGUAACCAUCAGCUUGUACAGAGAUGUUCCAUGGCAACUUCGGAUAGUGUGUACAUUCCCAGCCUACGAAAACCACCUGUUGACGAUGUUGACUCACAAUGUGGUUUACACAGUUAUAGUUGUACAAUUGAAUUGCGCAAUCAACGAGCAGUCUACUGGGGACAGCAAUUUCAACAACUUCACUGUCACAAGCAAGACUUAGUUGGCAGGUAUGCAAGACUAGUUCCAAUCCGAUCUGAUGUCACUUACGAUCAUUCAUAUACCAACAAGAAAAUUCAUUUACCAUGGAAGACUGAUGUAUUCAAAGGGAUUGUGCAGGAUAUGUGUAUAUUAGAUGUUAUAUUACUGGAUGAACACAAAAAUCCAAUGUGGAGUAUCAGACCCUACCAGAAGGGAACGUCACUCAGUGAUGAUUUAUCUCAAAUAAUCAUAAAGGAAAUUGUGGAGAGUGGUGGUAAUAUGAAUACCGGCGAGGUGCCGAGAGCAGUGUUCCCUGCAGUAGGGCGCUGA